This is a messenger RNA of Malus domestica (apple), 2066 nucleotides long. The record is from RefSeq and is a predicted model, not a curated record. NCBI's taxonomy places the organism in Eukaryota, Viridiplantae, Streptophyta, Magnoliopsida, Rosales, Rosaceae.
UAUGCGCACACACACAAGUCUCAACUCUCAAGAAUAUGGGAUUCCAUUGUAGCAAUAGCUAGAGAAUUGGAUUCUACUUUUGUCCUAAUUCUAUCGGUUUUAGUCAUAUGUUCAACACUGACAUCUAUAUAUAUUUUUAUCCACGCUUAAAAUUCGACUUCCAUCAGCCACUUGACCCUCUUGAUCAGUAGAGUCUUUCAACUACACCAUUUAAGCUCGAUUGAUCAGUUUUAUUAGCUGCCGCUGCAUUUCGGGUUCCUCCUGUUGAUCUCUCCCUCUUCUUCUCUCUUCUUCUCUCUCUCUCUUGAUUAACCAGUCUAAUCAUAAUCAAGUACUAUGAGUGUGAGAAUCUUCAGGUUGAUUAAGUAGCAAAUAAGCAGUGUGUGUCCGGAGAACCGGUUCCAUGCUCGUAAGAGCGAAUUGUCAGCAAGUACUAGCACAACUUUUAUUUUUUGGACUGAUAAAAUAUAUAAUAUGCAUAUGCAUGGUUCGUAAUAACAGCUAGCUAGAGAAGCAAAUUGAAGUAGCUGCUUUUAACUUCUGAGACAGACACUUGAAGAAGGAAGCAUGAUGAAUGCAUUAGUGGCAACGAACAGAAACUUUAAGUUGGCUGCUCGGCUUUUAGGAUUGGACUCCAAGCUUGAGAAAAGUUUACUUAUACCAUUUAGGGAAAUCAAGGUUGAGUGUACUAUACCGAAAGACGAUGGUAGUUUGGCUUCAUUUGUUGGCUUCAGGGUUCAACAUGACAAUGCUAGAGGCCCCAUGAAGGGAGGAAUCAGAUAUCACCCGGAGGUUGAUCCAGAUGAGGUGAAUGCUUUAGCACAGCUGAUGACAUGGAAGACGGCAGUAGCCAACAUCCCAUAUGGGGGUGCCAAAGGGGGUAUAGGAUGUAAUCCAGGGGAGUUGAGUCUUUCCGAACUAGAGCGACUCACCAGAGUUUUCACACAAAAGAUACACGAUCUUAUCGGAAUUCACACCGAUGUUCCAGCACCAGAUAUGGGGACAGGUCCACAGACCAUGGCAUGGAUACUAGAUGAGUACUCAAAGUUUCAUGGCUACUCACCUGCAGUAGUGACUGGAAAACCUAUUGAUCUUGGUGGAUCACUAGGAAGAGACGCAGCAACCGGAAGAGGAGUACUUUUUGCGACUGAGGCUUUACUCAAUGAGUAUGGAAAGAGCAUCUCUGGGCAACGGUUUGUUAUACAGGGUUUCGGGAACGUAGGCUCGUGGGCUGCCCAGCUAAUCCAUGAGAGUGGUGGCAAAAUAGUUGCAGUGAGUGACAUCACUGGAGCCCUAAAGAACAGCGAAGGAAUUGACAUUCCAAGCCUGGUCAAGCAUGUCAAGGACAACAGGGGAGUCAAGGGCUUCCAUGGUGGGGAUCCAAUAGAACCCUGCUCAAUCUUGGUUGAAGACUGUGACAUUCUCAUUCCAGCAGCCCUAGGAGGUGUCAUCAACAAGGAAAAUGCAAAUGACAUAAAGGCUAAGUUUAUAAUCGAAGCGGCUAAUCAUCCCACUGACCCUGAGGCUGAUGAGAUCCUGUCAAAGAAGGGUGUUGUAAUUCUUCCUGAUAUAUAUGCAAACUCUGGAGGAGUUACUGUUAGUUACUUUGAGUGGGUGCAGAACAUUCAAGGAUUCUUGUGGGAUGAAGAGAAGGUGAACAAUGAGCUCAAGACAUACAUGACCAAAGGCUUCAAAGGUGUGAAGGAGAUGUGCAAAACCCAUAACUGCGACCUCCGGAUGGGAGCCUUCACGCUCGGAGUUAACCGCGUUGCAAGGGCGACUGUCCUCAGAGGGUGGGAGGCCUGAGGCUGAACCCGAGCCCGAGACACUGAAUAAAGAUGAGGGAUCUCUGAUGAGACUCCGUUUCGUUUUUACUUAUUUGGUAUUUUGAUACCGUACGUACGUCGCAUUUAAAUAACUUCACCUGCCAUUGCUGUUGCCUCCCAAUUGGCAACAUAGCAAGUAGUUAAUUUGUUUGCUACUUGCCACUGGCUGAACUACCUUGAGUGACUUGUGUAAACUCAUAUAUUACAAUUUAAAAUAAUGCCUCGUAUCUCUUUCUUGUA